GCUGAGCGACGGUGAGCGAGUCACUUCAAAAAUCGAGAGAGAGAGAGAUGGCGAAGCGUUUGAAGCUCCGGAUCGCCCGAGCCUUCCAAUCCUGCCGCUCCAAAGACGCUUCCGCCCUCCCCUCCGAUCCCGUCCCUUCCUUCCUCCGCCUCCCACCUGUCGGGCCCGCCCUCAUCGCCGUCGACGUCUCCUCCUCCCCACGCAAGCCCCACCGCUCCUUCCUCAACCGCCACCUGCCCCACGCCCUCAUGCCCUACGGCUGCGGCUGCGGCUGCAGGUCGCGACCGUCCUCCCACUCCCGCCUCUCCGACGACGACCGCACCGGGUCGCAGCCUCGGUUCCACUGGAAACAAGAGGGGGGCUUCCACGUUAUGGCCACGGCGCGUGACGAGCACGCCCCUCGCAGGAAGAUCUACACCUCCUCCGCCUCCGGGGGCUCCGACGUCGACAAUGACGACGAUGGAGCCGACGUUGUGUCGGCUUUGAGUCCCGUGGUGGCGAAAAAGAAACGAUGCGCCAAGAAUAAGAAGAAGAAGACGGGGAUCAGACUCCGUGGUCGUCUCAGCACUUCCUCGAAGGAUAGCGGGCUCUUCAGCAGCGAAGACCGCGGCGGUGGCGGCGCCAGCGCGGACUACGACGACGACGAAGAAACGGAGACUCUAGUCUCCUCCUCCAGAAGCUUCUCCACCACCGAAUCCUCGUCCGACCACGCCUUUAAUCCCCAGCUGGAGACCAUUCGCGAAGCGCCGAAACGGAGGAGGAGGCGGAGGAGGAGAAAGAAGACGGUGGAGGUUGAGGCGGAGGCGGCUCGGCUGUCGGUGUUCAGGAGGAUGAUGCCGUGCGGGGUGAUGGAAGGGAAGGUAAGGGAGAGCUUCGCGGUGGUGAAGAGGACGGAGGACCCGCGGGGGGACUUCAAGCGGUCGAUGGUGGAGAUGAUCGUGGAGAAGCAGAUGUUCGGGGAGGAGGACCUGCAGCAGCUGCUCCGCUGCCUCCUCUCGCUCAACUCGAGGGACCACCACGGCGUCAUCGUGGACGCGUUCUCCGAGAUCUGGGAGGCCUUGUUCGGUCGGAGAUCGUCGGUGGGUGGACGUUGACGGCGAGGAAGACGAUGAGCUCGCAGAGUCAUCCCUUCCGACUCCAUGAAUUUUCAUUCUAUUCCUUAGCUUCUCGCUCUUUUCACUGUUCUGUCUAGUUUUCCAGCCAGUAGUCACUACUUACUAUUUACGUUGUAGACCUUCUCUCUCUCUCUCUCUC
Rhodamnia argentea is the source of this 1254-nucleotide messenger RNA. Its product is annotated as transcription repressor OFP7-like. The transcript has a single exon. Bases 48 to 1094 code for a protein of 348 amino acids. Gene Ontology annotation, biological process: negative regulation of DNA-templated transcription. Lineage: Eukaryota; Viridiplantae; Streptophyta; Magnoliopsida; Myrtales; Myrtaceae. The record is from RefSeq and is a predicted model, not a curated record.